Molecule: messenger RNA, 1245 nt
Organism: Strongylus vulgaris
Lineage: Eukaryota; Metazoa; Nematoda; Chromadorea; Rhabditida; Strongylidae
Source: the annotation of a GenBank genome assembly
CGUGAUUUAGGUGGUCCCCGUCGCGAAUGCGUCAACUUUGACACAACUGGCUUAUCAUCCUCGACCUAUCAUGGACCUCACCGUGGAUCUAUUCCUUGGUUCCCAAUAGGACCACAAACAACAGCAUCACCUGAAGAAACAUUCACACCUUACACAUCUGUUCCGGAUUCAUCACCUUCUACACCGCCUUCACCGUGGGGAUCUUUGACCACGCCUGAAGACACGACAACUGUCACAAUGAGUUCGACGACACUUACAAGGAGCUCGGCGACAACUGUUACAAGCGAGGAAUUAUCUAUAAGUCCAACUGUUAUAGACGAAUCCUCCAGCAGUUCUCCUACUACUCUAGCGUCUGAAAGGUGGACAACUCCCACAACCGAAGAACUUUCCACUUUUUCAAGUGAGCCAUUCCCCACACCAACUGAGACCGUUUUACCUGAACCUUUGCCAACUGACACAAGCGCUACUCCGAUCGAAGAGGUCUCUUCUACCUUAGUUACGUCUCUGACGCAAAAUACGACAGCUGGCCUUAGCGAAACAUCUAUCACGCCAGAAAUUAGUGAAUAUACCACUCUUGGAGCAAUAUCACCAGAUUCUUCACCGGAAACUCUGCCACCUUCCUGGACAACUGUCACUCCUCUUGUGACCGUCACUCCAGAUUCACAUCCUUCACCAAUAACUCGGACAACGACUACAACGACUAGAGGCUAUGGAUUUCCAACUCCUGUUGUUCCUAUAAUCCCUUUUCCCACCCCUGGGAGGCCAACUCCUGGAACAUCGGAGCAGGAACAAACUCCCGAGGCGUCUUUACAACCAACAACUGAAGAAGAAGUCACUUUGGCAAUAACUCCAGAUACAUCCCUUGUUACCAUUAUUUCAGAAGGAUCUACAGCUAUGGCUACACAAUCAGUAAGUGUGGACCAAACACUGAGUCCUUUAACUUCCAGUACUGAGGUGGAGGUGGCGCCUAGUGAAGUCACGACAAUUUCAAGUACUGAAGAAACCAUCUCGCUCACUUCUGAUGAGUCUUUAAGUACCCCUAGGUCCACCGAAAUUGCUGUUACACUGGGCCCUGAAGAAACCACCGAACCAGGUCAACCCACUCUUCUUCCCCCCAUCAUUAUCCCAACAGGUUCAGGAUUCACCUUAGGACCACCCCCAACAACAACAACAGUCCGAGGGAAGACGACGUUGGAUCCAUACUACGGGGUAGCCUGCUCGAAACGUGGCGAACCCAUAUGGGAU